UUCUUGCUCUUGGGGUGAGUAAGUGAUGUGUGCACGCAGGCGAUGGAGGUGCGAGAUGUUCUGUGAGCAAAAAACAUCCCCGGCUUUUUGCUUCAAAUGCCCCUAUGCCGAUUUGUGGGUAUCAUACAUGGGAUGAAGGAGUACAAAAGAAUUCCAUUCGAACACUAGUAAAAACAGUAUGCAAUUCGGCGUUCCCCCGUUGCAGACGAUUUUGUAGCCCUGUGGUUACUAAAGUCCUAUAAUUGCGGAACAGGUAUCGAAGUGAAAUGCUCAGGUACCUAACCCACAAAUUAAAGACACAAUCAUUGAACGAAGCCGAUUCUUAUCCGUCUAAGAAUGAUGAUGACCACGAUUCGGGAACAGAAUCUGACGACGAAGGUGCUGAUGCCGAAGAACUGGAGAAAUAUAUGGAUGAUUCCUUGCACUGCGACGUCAGCUCCGCGCCGUCGGACCGCGCGAGCAGCACACUGGACACCAUCACGGACACGACGACGGAAGGGGGCGGGGCGUGCGGCGCGGGGGCGGAGCUAGAGAGCGCCAGCCCCAACCUCCUCGACUCCGCCCUGCCCAGCGACAGCGACCCGAACCUCGAGCACCACAGCUCCGAGGAGGAACUCGAAGUGAUAAACAGCUGCACCAAGUACCCGGAGAAGCGCAAGUGGUCGCAGGUGGCCAACAUCCGGCUCGGGUCCGGGUCCUCGGACGAGGAGGUCCGGGACCUGAUGUGUGCCUCGGCGCCCGUCGAGUUCCGCGCCUCGCCGCCCGCCAACGUGCCCAAGCCCAGCCGCUCGCUGUCCCCGCCCCCCAAGCUGUUCCACCACGCCUCCAACGCGAUCCCGCCCCACGAGCUGUGCUCCGUGUCGCCGAGGAAGCGCCACCGACGCACACUGCUGACCACCACGAGUACAAACGUCGUCGUUCACCGGCCCUCUCUGGACUUCGAGAAAAUGCAACAGAAUCGCCGAAAGAGAACGCCGACCAGUAUCAUAAGAGGGAAGUCUUACAUCUUGUGUGAAAAUGUUUAGGAAAAGUUUUUGGAAGUGUUUAUCCACAAGUAAUUUUUUACACGGAAUUAGGCGUUGAAGAAUUAUUUCUGGAAUAAACUAUUGGAGGAAGGGAGUGACAAUUUAAAAGUAGAAGAUUCAUCUCUGCCCUGUAAAUUUAUAAUCUUGGCUUUGCCACUCGAAAUGAAGCUUCUGAAGAGGUUUAUGUGUUCAUAGUGUAUUUAUUGAUAAAACUUGUGAAAAAACAAACAAACAAAUUCAUGUAUAUUAUAGGAUAUUAAAAUAAUUGACG
Messenger RNA from Uloborus diversus, 1296 nucleotides. RefSeq lists its product as uncharacterized. The coding region runs from base 267 to 1025 and encodes 252 amino acids. NCBI's taxonomy places the organism in Eukaryota, Metazoa, Arthropoda, Arachnida, Araneae, Uloboridae. The transcript has 5 exons. The record is from RefSeq and is a predicted model, not a curated record.